AUGGCUGAUGCAAUAACAGCACGUCGUGAAGCACGAAGAAGAAGAAUCUUAGAAAAUUCCCACAACAGACUGCAACUCAUAUCAGGCAAAGCUGAUGAUGAUAUUAAGAAAGAUUCUCCGUGUAGAAGUCCUAUUCCAGACCAAAACGUUCACAUACCCAUCCUAACAGAAGUUGAUACCAUAAACACAUGUUUUCUUGAUAAUGGUGUAAUCAGUAGUGAAUUAGAAACAAUAGGAUUUACAGAAAAUGAAAAUGUGUCUAAUGACAGAGAGAUCGGAAUAAUAAAGCUAUUUUAA
Parnassius apollo (apollo) is the source of this 297-nucleotide messenger RNA. Lineage: Eukaryota; Metazoa; Arthropoda; Insecta; Lepidoptera; Papilionidae. The record is from the annotation of a GenBank genome assembly.